CACCUCUGCGUCUGUUUCUCCCCCCAGGCCUCCUACGACCCCUACACGUACCCGGGUGACUAUGACAUGCACACAGGAGACCCCAAACAGGAUCUAGCCUAUGAACGCCAGUAUGAGCAACAGACCUACCAGGUGAUCCCUGAAGUGAUCAAAAACUUCAUCCAGUAUUUUCAUAAAACUGUCUCAGAUCUGAUUGAUCAAAAGGUGUAUGAGCUUCAGGCCAGCCGGGUCUCCAGUGAUGUCAUUGACCAGAAGGUGUAUGAGAUCCAAGAUAUCUAUGAGAACAGCUGGACCAAACUGACUGAAAGGUUCUUUAAGAACACCCCUUGGCCAGAGGCAGAGGCCAUUGCACCACAGGUUGGAAACGAUGCUGUCUUCCUGAUUCUGUACAAGGAGCUGUACUACAGACACAUCUAUGCCGCUGUAAAGGGUGGCCCCUCUUUGGAGCAGAGAUUUGAGUCUUAUUACAACUACUGCAAUCUCUUCAACUACAUCCUCAAUGCUGAUGGCCCUGCCCCCCUGGAACUGCCCAAUCAGUGGCUUUGGGAUAUCAUUGAUGAAUUCAUCUACCAGUUCCAAUCAUUCAGCCAGUACCGCUGCAAAACCGCUAAGAAGUCUGAAGAAGAAAUUGAUUUCCUUCGGUCGAACCCCAAGAUCUGGAAUGUCCACAGUGUCCUCAAUGUGCUGCACUCCCUGGUGGAUAAGUCCAACAUCAACCGACAGCUAGAGGUCUACACCAGUGGAGGUGAUCCUGAGAGUGUGGCUGGAGAGUAUGGUCGUCACUCGCUCUAUAAGAUGUUGGGCUACUUCAGUCUUGUGGGGCUGCUGCGCCUCCAUUCUCUGCUGGGGGAUUACUACCAGGCCAUAAAGGUUCUGGAGAACAUUGAACUCAACAAGAAGAGCAUGUAUUCCCGGGUGCCAGAGUGCCAGGUCACUACCUAUUACUAUGUGGGCUUUGCAUACCUUAUGAUGCGGCGUUACCAGGAUGCCAUCCGGGUCUUCGCCAACAUUCUCCUUUACAUCCAGAGGACAAAGAGCAUGUUUCAGAGGACUACCUACAAGUAUGAGAUGAUCAACAAGCAGAAUGAGCAGAUGCAUGCCCUUCUGGCCAUUGCCCUCACCAUGUACCCCAUGCGAAUAGAUGAGAGCAUCCACCUACAGCUAAGGGAGAAGUAUGGGGACAAGAUGCUGCGCAUGCAGAAGGGUGACCCACAGGUGUAUGAGGAACUCUUCAGCUACGCCUGCCCCAAAUUCCUCUCCCCCGUGGUUCCCAACUAUGACAAUGUGCAUCCUAACUACCACAAGGAGCCUUUCCUGCAGCAGUUGAAAGUAUUUGCCGAUGAGGUACAGCAGCAGGCCCAGCUGUCCACCAUCCGCAGCUUCCUGAAGCUCUACACCACCAUGCCUGUGGCCAAGCUUGCUGGCUUCCUGGACCUCACAGAGCAGGAGUUUCGCAUACAGCUGCUAGUCUUCAAGCAUAAGAUGAAGAACCUGGUUUGGACCAGCGGCAUCUCAGCCUUGGAUGGGGAGUUCCAGUCAGCCUCUGAGGUUGAUUUCUACAUUGACAAGGACAUGAUCCACAUUGCGGACACAAAGGUCGCUCGGCGCUAUGGGGACUUCUUCAUCCGCCAAAUCCACAAGUUUGAGGAGCUGAAUCGAACUCUGAAGAAGAUGGGCCAGAGACCCUGAAAUGUCUACUCACUGUCACCAGGCCGACCGGCAAUGAGGAGGGAAAAUUAUUGUAUUUGCUGCAGGGUGGGAGAUUAAGAAUUCUGGCAUUUUUGGACUCUCUUGUAGUGCUGAAGUGUCCUCUAGGCAAGCUGCUCAGCUCACAAUACCACAAAGGACUGAGAUUAACUAAUAAACAAUUGAGUUCUUC
Messenger RNA from Pelodiscus sinensis (Chinese soft-shelled turtle), 1879 nucleotides. The record is from RefSeq and is a predicted model, not a curated record. NCBI's taxonomy places the organism in Eukaryota, Metazoa, Chordata, Testudines, Trionychidae.